UUGUGAUAAGUAAACAUGGCGAUUUGGAAAACUGUCUUCUUGUGUGCUGUUGUCGGAGUUGUAAUGGUGCUUCAUGGCGCUGAGAGCUUGCACCUACAGGUAAACGGGGAAGCUCGACUCUACGACGGUCAAGGCGGAAAUGAAUUUCAACGACGAAUAUAUCAUUCGCCGAAUUUUGCUAGGAAUCUUCCAGAUUCUCCCGCCGUUGCGAGAAGGAUUCUGCAUUCACCAACUGUUGCUAGGAAAAUUAAUCCAGGUUCACCUCCAGGUGAUGAUCAGCCAUACCUGGACAAACUGUUAAGUUUGGUUAGCCGGGUAAACGCACAACACUCUAAGGAGCAGAAGUGGCGAAAUUUGAAGGUCCUUACUGAGCAAGAAAGAAAGUUUAUGAGGCAUGAUGACGUUGAAAUGAACAAUCAGAAUGCAAAGGAAGAAGAAAACAGGGAAACCGGAAGUCGGGCCUUUACGAGCGAUGGGGUUUCUUAUGACGGUGAAAACUUCGCAAAAGAAGACGAGAAUAUGAAGCAUGUCGACAAUUUUAACCUGGAAAGGAAGGAAAAUAAAGAAGGGGAUGCUGGUUAUGAGAAAGAGGAGGAGGAGGAGGAACAAGAAGAGGAUGACGAAAAUGAAGAGCAGGAGGAAGAAGAGGGUGAAAUCAGUUCGGGGAAAGAUGAAGAGAACAACGAAGAUGAAAGCAGUGAGGAGUUAAUCGAUGAGGAAGAAGAAAAAAGCAAAGACAAGAACAAAGAAGACAAAAAGGGCGAAAAAAGCGAAAACAAAGAAAAUGCUGCAGACGAUAAAAGACGGCUGAUGACAUUGUUGAUGCGUGAAUUGAAAGACUUGGAAACGGAAAAUUAAAUUCUCAAAUCGAUUGAAUAACGAUGAUGCUUAUCUUGAAUAUUACACUCGUUUACAAACGCAGUUGAUUUUAAGAUUACAUAAACUAGUACUUCUAUAGUUGUAAAAAAAAAUGAUUUCCAAAUUCAAAUAAAGUCAAGUUAUAUAAGCUAUUUUUACUACGCAGUUUCUCGAUGGAGAGUAAAUUAUGCAUAUGAAUUAUACAAUAAGGAUGAAUAUUUUUUGGAUUGCUUUUGCAAUUAAAAUUUACUGAGGACAGAGAUACCGAGCACAUUAAGAGAGUUGGACAAACUACAUGUAGAUAUUAAUUGACUUGUCGAUUACUCGGUAGGUGGUGAGAGUAUUCGUAAAGCCAUGGCACUGUCAAGCAGUUUUUACUAAGCUUUCUUACGUUUUAAAUUAGUAUUUUAUUUUUAUACUGUGAAAUUUAAUAAUAAGACAAAUUUUCUAAGUCCACUGUUAAAACACAGUAUACGUACGAAAGUAUUUAAAUGUUUACUGUUUAUUUAUCUUGCCUUCUGUGUUAAAAUGAUACAACCGGAUCCUGAAUUCACUUUCAAAACUUGCUUUAAUUUUAAAUUACCAACUACAUGUAUGUCUCGCAUUUCAGCAUAAAAAUCAACCGCCUACAUGAGGUUUUUGAUAACAAAGAACAGUUGAUUAAAAGAUUCUGAUAUACACGAAAUUCACCUAGGUGGGGUGACACGGUAAGUCGUUUACAUUCUCUCAUUAUGAAACUAAACCACACUAGGGCUGAAUAUUUUUCCCUUAUUUUAACUUGAC
Messenger RNA from Magallana angulata, 1641 nucleotides. Its product is annotated as glutamic acid-rich protein-like. Bases 16 to 858 code for a protein of 280 amino acids. Lineage: Eukaryota; Metazoa; Mollusca; Bivalvia; Ostreida; Ostreidae. The transcript is spliced from 3 exons. The record is from RefSeq and is a predicted model, not a curated record.